Paramuricea clavata is the source of this 444-nucleotide messenger RNA. The record is from the annotation of a GenBank genome assembly. Lineage: Eukaryota; Metazoa; Cnidaria; Anthozoa; Malacalcyonacea; Plexauridae.
AACAGUAAAACAAUAAUGGGUUCCAAAUGUUCAAUCCUCAACGAUACUGAACAUGAUGUAUGGAUAACACACGGAAUAAAUUGGCCGUCUUUUGCUGCUGUUGUUAAUUUCCUGUUAUCUCUAGCUACGGUGGGUACCAGUGCAGUAAAUAAAAAUGCGGGCAAGGCAGUUGUUGUUUUCAAUGGUUUAAUUGGAAACCUUCUACUUUUUGGUAUGAACGAAUCUGAGAAGAUCAAAACAGAUAGGACCUUAGCGGAGUUGAUCAAGCCUGGUAAAAAGUACACAUGGUCUGGUACCCUAUCACUCCACAUGCGUGUCUAUGUUAUGAAUGACAAGUUGCAGCUUGACGAAAGAGUGUGUUUUACUGGUCCCACUGCAGACUCUGAGAAUGUCUACCCAAUUUCUACGUACUUUAAAAAGUUAGACGUUACGACCAACAAGUAA